Sander lucioperca (pikeperch) is the source of this 741-nucleotide messenger RNA. RefSeq names its product guanine nucleotide binding protein (G protein), gamma 13b (gene gng13b). Gene Ontology annotation, biological process: sensory perception of taste; phospholipase C-activating G protein-coupled receptor signaling pathway. Gene Ontology annotation, molecular function: G-protein beta-subunit binding. Gene Ontology annotation, cellular component: heterotrimeric G-protein complex. The coding region runs from base 529 to 732 and encodes 67 amino acids. The transcript has 3 exons. NCBI's taxonomy places the organism in Eukaryota, Metazoa, Chordata, Actinopteri, Perciformes, Percidae. The record is from RefSeq and is a predicted model, not a curated record.
GCGCGCGGAAGCUCAUAUAGGAGGCUCCCAGCAGAGAAGCGGCCAGUGAACGGCGGAGCGCGCACCGGACCAGCUCGUUAACUUCCUAUGUCCCCUCCCCUCAUUCUCUGGCAGCUUCAGCUUCAGCAGCAGCCACACAUCGAACUACCGGGCUAACUACUGGCUAAAGAGAGGCUCCUCCACCUCCAGCACUCCAGACAGACUUAGACUGGUCGUCAUCGUCUGUUUUUACUCCGGAGACUGCGGAUUUUAUCCCUGGUUUAUUUUCCAGUGGAUAGGCUACUGAGAGUGCGCACCGCCUCACCGAGAAAAACUAAGUGUACGGACAUUAAGUCUGCUGUUAUAUAUAUAUAUAUAUAUAUAUAUAUUUUUUUUUAUAGCUGGAGACUAAAAUCCUCUAGCCUUGUGUCCGUCCAGCCGUCUUCUCUGCCCCCCCUCUGGUUUAACUGCACCGGUCAGACUUGGGAAGAGCAACAGCCUCCACCGGCGCAUCAGUGAGGUAGAAAAGCCCUACAUCGAACUGCAGCCAUGGAUGAGUGGGACGUACCCCAGAUGAAGAAAGAGGUGGAGAGCCUCAAGUACCAGCUGGCCUUCAAACGAGAGAAGUCCUCCAAAACAGUGACUGAUUUGGUAAAGUGGAUAGAGGAUGGCGUCCCCGAGGAUCCGUUCCUGAACCCGGAGCUGAUGAAAAACAACCCGUGGGUGGAGAAAGGAAAGUGCAUCCUUCUCUAGAAGAAAAAA